CCAGGGACACCGCCCAUGGACGACGGAGGAGGCCUUGUCAUGAGCCCCUGCCUCUGUCUCGGCGUCUGCCUCUGGCUCUGGCUGGCCACCACCCUGGGACACGGGGGACGAGCGAGUGGCCACCUGAGGCUGGCUGUGUUGCCCGAGGACCGGCUGCAAAUGAAGUGGACAGAGGUGGAGGGCAGCGGCCUGGGCUACCUGGUGCAGGUGAAGCCCUUGGCAGGGGACGCGGAGCAGGAGGUGAAGCUGACCGCCAAGACCCCCAGGGCCACCGUGGGGGGCCUGAGCCCCUCCAAGGCCUAUGCCGCACAGGUGUUCCGGCUCACGGGCUCGGGGCCCGUCCUGCUGGCUCGGCGGGAGUUUGUCAUCCAGGCCCUGAGGAGCAGCUCGGUGAGCAGGGGCGUGGCCCAGGAGCCCAGCCCCACUGGAGAGGGCAGCCCAGAUCCUGAGCAGCCGCGGGAGCUGGGAGGCCCCCCAAGCAAGGGUCCGCCUACGCUUGGGGGGCCCAAGUGGAGCGAGCCCGACUCCCAGUUCCGCUGCACACCCCCUACGCCCGCCGACAUCGUCCUCCUGGUGGACGGCUCCUGGAGCGUCGGCCACGUCCACUUCCAGCAGGUCAAGGCCUUCCUGGCCAGUGUCAUCGCGCCCUUUGACAUUGGGCCGGACAAGGUACAAGUAGGCCUGACCCAGUACAGCGGAGACCCCCGCACCGAGUGGGCCCUGAGCGCCUUCGGCAGCAGUGAGCAGGUGCAGGACGCCAUGCGCCGCCUGCGCUACAAGGGCGGAAACACGUUCACAGGCCUCGCCCUGGCCCACCUGCUGGACCAGAACCUGAGGCCAGAGGCUGGGCUGCGUCCCGAGGCGGCCACAGUGGUGCUCCUGGUGACGGACGGCAAGUCCCAGGACGACGUGCGUGCGGCCGCCCGCGUCCUCAGGGAGAUGGACGUCGAUGUCUUCGCCGUGGGGGUGAAGAACGCGGAUGAAGCCGAGCUGAAGCUCCUGGCGUCCCCACCGCUGGACCUCACUGUGCACAGCGUCCUGGACUUCCCGCAGCUGCGCACGCUGGCCGGCCUGCUCAGCCGUCUCAUCUGCCAGAAAGUCCAGGCCAGGGGCCUGCCCGGGGGCACAGUCCCACAGACGGCCCCGGACCUGCUCCCCGGCCCCAGUGGCCUGGUCGUGGCCCAGGUGACCUCCUCCAGCGUCCUCUUGUCCUGGACUCCAGCCGCACAGCCGCCCCUCAAGUACCUGAUCGUGUGGCGGCCUUCCAGGGGCGGGGCCCCCAAGGAGGUGGUGGUGGAGGGGCCUGCGUCCUCGGCCGAGCUGCACAACCUGACCCCCAGCACUGAAUAUCUGGUCUCCGUGCGUGCUGUCCACGAGGGCGGGGUCGGCCAGGGCCUGCAGGGCCUGGUGACCACAGGGCCCCCUGCGGUGGUCGCCCCUCCCCCAGCACCGCUGCCUCCGCCCCGGGCGCUGACUCUGGCUGCAGUGACACCCAGGAGCUUCCACCUCACCUGGCAACCCUCGGCCGGGGCCACCCAGUACCUGGUGCGGUGCUCACCCACCGCCCCCAAGGGCAAGGAGGAGGCCGCGAGAGAGGUGCGGGUGACGCAGCCCCAGGUGCUGCUGGACGGCCUGGAGCCAGGCAGGGACUACGAGGUGACCGUCCAGAGCCUGCGUGGGGUGGAGGCCAGUGAGGCCCAGGCAGUCCACGCCAGGACCCCUGCCCUGGCGGCCCUGAGGGACUUGGGCUUCACAGACGUGAGCCACGACUCAGCACGCGUGUCCUGGGCACGCGUGUCCUGGGAGGCCCCGCCAAGGCUUAUCAGGAUCAGCUACGUCUCCAGCGAGGGCGGCCAUUCAGGCCAGGUGGAGGUCCCCGGGAACGCCACCUCAGCCACUCUGGAGCCCCUCUGCUCCUCCACCAGGUACACCGUCCACGUCAGCUGCCUCUACCCUGGGGGCAGCUCUGCCACACUGACCGGCCACGUGACCACGAAGAAGGCCCCUGGCCCCAGCCGGCUGUCGGUGACGGAGCUGCCGGGGGGUGCGGUCCAGCUGUCGUGGGCGGCUGCAGCCUCGUCUGGCGUCCGUGUCUAUCAGAUCAAGUGGACACCCCUGGGAGAGGGCAAGGCCCAUGAGCUCUCCGUCCCAGGGAACCUGGCUGCCGCCGUCCUGCAGGGCCUGGGGGGGCAGACGGAGCACCAGAUCAGUAUGCGGGCCUACCACAGGAACGGCGCACGCAGUGACCCCGUGUCCCUCCGCUACACCCCCUCCGCAGUGAGCAGGAGCCCCCCCUCCAGCCUGGCCCUGGCCUCCGAGACCCCCAGCAGCCUGCAGGCCAGCUGGACGCCACCCCAUGGCCACGUCCUCCACUACCGGCUCUCCUAUGCGCCGGCCUCCGGCUCAGGGCCAGAGCGGUCGAUCUCUGUGCCAGGGACCAGGAGCAACACAACCCUGAAGGACCUGCUGGCCGCCACCAAGUACCGGGUCCUGGUCUCAGCAGUCUACGCAGCAGGGGACAGUGUGGCCGUGGCAGCCACGGGCCGCACUGCAGCCUGCCCCCCACUGCACACAGACGGCCUCCUGCCAGGGUUCGACCUGAUGGUGGCCUUUGGCUUGGUGGGGAAGGAGUACGCAUCCCUCCGGGGCGUGGCCAUGGAGCCCUCGGCGCUGGGCGGGACCCCAACCUUCACGCUCUUCAAGGAUGCUCAGCUGACCCGCAGGGCCAGCGACAUCCAGCUGGCCGCCCUCCCUCCGGAGCACACGGUCGUGUUCCUGGCGCGCCUGCUCCCCGAGACGCCCCGUGAGGCCUUUGCGCUGUGGCAGAUGACGGCCGAGGACCUGCAGCCAGUCCUGGGGGUGCUGCUGGACGCCGGCAGGAAGUCGCUGACCUACUUCAGCCACGACACCCGGGCCGCCCUGCAGGAGGUCACCUUCGACCUGCAGGAGGUCAGGAAGAUCUUCUUCGGGAGCUUCCACAAGGUGCACGUGGCUGUGGGCCGCUCGAGGGUCAGGCUGUACGUGGACUGUCGCAAGGUGGCCGAGAGGCCCAUCGGGGAGGCAGGAAGCCCACCGGCCAAUGGCUUCGUCACCCUGGGCAGGCUGGCCAAGGCCCGGGGCCCCCGGAGCAGCUCGGCCGCGUUCCAGCUCCAGAGCCUGCAGGUCGUGUGCAGCGACACCUGGGCCGAGGAGGACCGGUGCUGCGAGCUCCCCGCAGCGAGGGAUGGACAGACGUGCCCGGCCCUCCCCUCUGCCUGCACCUGUUCCUCUAAGACCCCAGGGCCCCCAGGGCCCCAAGGACCUCCCGGAGAGCCGGGGCCACCUGGACAGACUGGACCUCAGGGCCCUGGAGGUCAGCAGGGGUCGCCGGGGACACAGGGCCGCACUGUCCAGGGGCCUGUGGGUCCAGCAGGGGUCAAAGGAGAGAAGGGGGACCCUGGACUACCCGGCUUACAGGGCCACCCUGGACUGCAGGGCCCCCCCGGGAGAGUUGGCCUCCAGGGACCGAAGGGAAUGAGAGGCCUGGAAGGCACAGCUGGUCUGCCUGGCCCCCCCGGCCCCCGGGGGUUCCAGGGCUCAGUGGGGGCCAGGGGCGCCAGUGGGGAGCGAGGGCCCCCAGGGGCUGUGGGGCCCACGGGGCUGCCAGGUCCCAAAGGGGAGCGAGGAGAGAAGGGGGAGCCCCAGUCCCUCACAGCCAUCUUCCAGCUGGUGAGCCAGGCCUGCGAGUCAGCCAUCCAGGCACACGUGUUGAAGCUGAGCUCCUUCCUGCCGGAGAAUGCCAGGCCCCCGAUGCCCAUCUUGGAGGAGACGGCAAGGCCGGAGGGGCCUGGGCGCCUGGGGCCCCCUGCUGUGCACAGCGAGGCCCUGCUUCCUGCAGCCCGUGCCCGUGGCCGCCGCCACUCUGUGGACAGAGGUGCCAGAGCAGGACCCUCCAUGUGUCGCCCGAGUGACCCUACGCCAUCUGCCCUGGGCUGGGCUGGACACCGGCAGGAAGAGCCCUCGGGAAGAAGCUGAGGGGAGGAUGGGGGAGACCUGGGACCUUCCCUCUGUAGAGCCUCCAAGCCCUCAUAAACCACUGACA
Lepus europaeus (European hare) is the source of this 4081-nucleotide messenger RNA. It is a transcript of the gene COL20A1, whose product is annotated as collagen type XX alpha 1 chain. The record is from RefSeq and is a predicted model, not a curated record. Gene Ontology annotation, molecular function: protein binding. NCBI's taxonomy places the organism in Eukaryota, Metazoa, Chordata, Mammalia, Lagomorpha, Leporidae. Bases 16 to 4014 code for a protein of 1332 amino acids. The transcript is spliced from 35 exons.